CGCCGCCCCGCGGAGAUGAGCCGGCCCGCCGCGCUGCUGCUCUGCUUGCUCGGCUGCCACGUCUGGAAGGCGGUGACCAAGACGCUGCGGGAGCCGGGCGCCGGAGCCCAAGAGGUGACGCUGAAGGUGCACAUCAGUGACGCCAGCACCCACCAGCCCAUUGCAGAUGCACUCAUUGAGAUCUUCGCCAACCAGGUCUCUGUCGCCUCUGGCACAUCGGGGACUGACGGGGUCGCCUUCAUCAAGUUUCAUUAUAAGCUGGGUAACCAGUUGGUUGUCACAGCCACGAAACACGCCUACGUGCCAAACUCUGCCCCAUGGAAGCCAGUCCGGUUGCCUGUAUUUUCUUCAUUGAGCCUCGGCUUGCUUCCAGAACGAUCUGCUACUCUAAUGGUCUAUGAAGAUGUUGUCCAAAUAGUAUCAGGAUUUCAAGGUGCCCGGCCACAGCCUCGCGUUCAUUUCCAGAGAAGGGCCCUGAGGCUGCCCGAGAACACCAGCUACAGUGACCUGACCGCCUUCCUCACGGCCACCAGCUCUCCCUCUGAGGUGGACAGCUUCCCCUACUUGCGAGGACUGGAUGGAAACGGGACAGGAAACGGCACCAGGUAUGACCUGGCCCCGGUCACGGCCGUCAGCGUGCACUUGCUCAGCAGUAAUGGAACCCCGGUGCUGGUGGACGGCCCCAUCUACGUCACCGUGCCCCUGGCCACACAGAACAGUCUGAGGCACAAUGCCUAUGUCGCAGCCUGGCGGUUUGAUCAAAAGCUGGGAACGUGGCUGAAGAGUGGUCUAGGCCUGGUGCACCAGGAAGGCAGCCAGCUCACGUGGACGUACAUCGCCCCCCAGUUGGGGUACUGGGUGGCAGCCAUGUCUCCUCCCAUCCCAGGUCCCGUUGUGACACAGGACAUUACCACGUAUCACACGGUGUUUCUUUUGGCCAUUUUAGGAGGAAUGGCUUUCAUACUUUUGGUUUUGCUGUGUCUCCUUUUAUAUUAUUGCAGGAGGAAGUGCUUGAAACCCCGUCAGCAUCACAGAAAACUGCAGCUCCCCCCAGCCCUGGAGAGCUCCAAGAGAGACCAGUCGACAUCCAUGUCCCACAUCAACUUGCUCUUUGCUCGCCGGGCGUCAGAGUUCCCUGGCGCGCUGCCGGUCACCAGCCAGAGCCGCCCUGAAGUCCCCGGGUCGAAGCAACUGACGAGCGGGGUACAUUUAGAAAUGAGGUCCCCCGGUGGAGAGGGGGACCUGCACACACCCAUGCUGAAGCUCUCCUACAGUACCUCACAAGAAUUCAGCUCCAGGGAGGAGCUGCUGACCCACAAGGAACAGGACAAAAGCCAAACGUCCUUUGGUAACCUGACCCCAAGUGGGACGCUGGGGAAAGACCACCACAAGUCCGUGGAGAUCUAUCCCUUAAAGGCAAGAAAGUCUACGGAAAGAGAAGGCUACGAGUCCCCUGGCAAUGACGACGACAGGGGUAGUUACAGCGCUAUGCUCUCCCAGCCCUUGUUUGAAAAGCAAGAUCGAGAAGGCCUCGGCUCAGCAGGGAGCAAACUCACCAUUCAGGAACAUAUGUACCCCGCGCCCUCGUCCCCUGAAAAGGAACAGCUGCUUGACCGCAGACCUACUGAAUGUAUGAUGUCGCGAUCCGUUGAUCACCUGGAAAGACCCACGUCUUUCCCACGGCCAGGCCAGCUGAUCUGCUGCAGUUCUGUGGACCAGGUCAACGACAGUGUUUACAGAAAAGUCCUGCCUGCCUUGGUUAUCCCUGCUCAUUACAUGAAACUCCCAGGGGACCACUCCUAUGUCAGCCAGCCUCUGGUCGUCCCUGCGGACCAGCAGCUGGAAAUAGGAAGACUCCAAGCUGAGCUCGCCAACCCCCACGCGGGCAUCUUCCCACACCCAGCCGCUCAGAUGCAGGGCCAGCCUUUGUCCUGCCAGGCCGUCUCUCAGCAGCACCUGCAGGAGGCCGGUGCCCGCGAAUGGAGCUCUCAGAACGCAUCCAUGUCAGAGUCUCUGUCCAUCCCAGCGUCCCUGAAUGAUGCAGCCUUGGCACAAAUGAACAGCGAGGUACAGCUCCUGACUGAAAAGGCGCUGAUGGAGCUUGGGGGUGGGAAGCCCCUGCCACACCCCCGGGCAUGGUUUGUCUCCCUGGAUGGAAGGUCCAAUGCCCAUGUUAGGCACUCCUACAUUGAUCUCCAAAGAGCAGGAAGGAACGGAAGUAAUGAUGCCAGCUUGGACUCUGGGGUAGAUAUGAAUGAACCAAAAUCUGCUCGGAAGGGAAGGGGGGAGCCUUUGUCUCUCCAGCAGGGCCACCCACCUGUCCAGGAGCUCCAGCAGAAAGAACCCGGAGCUCCGGACAGCACCGCCUACACACAGCUCGUGUACCUGGACGACAUGGACCAGAGCAGCAGUGAGUGUGGGACCACGGUCUGCACCCCCGAGGACAGCGCACUGCGGUGCUUGUUGGAAGGGUCAGGCCGGAGGAGUGGGGGACAGCUUCCCAGCCUGCAAGAGGAGACCACCAAACGAACUUCCGAUGUUCCCCUGGAGCCGUUAGCCAGUCCCAACCAGAGGAGAUCUGCCCAUGAUGAAGAUGAAGAUGAUGAUGAUGACGAUGACCAAGGAGAAGACAAGAAAAGCCCCUGGCAGAAACGGGAGGAGAGGCCCUUGAUGGCCUUUAACAUCAAAUGAGCCAUCGCUGAGCCACUCGACCGUGGAAUUUAAAAUUGCCAAAUAUCCUUUCUUACAAGAGGUGUUUGUGGAGGAGGCUGGACGGCGCCACCACGGAAGUAGAUGCUGACUGCCUUGACAUGGAUGUGUCAGUGGCAGAAAGGAAUUAAAGUCAUUGCUCAGAAUAAAGAAUGAAUCUGAUGGGCGCUGUCCCUCCAGGGAAGCGGCCGGGAGAUGUGUCUGGACGUCAUUCUACAGACUUACCUUGUCCACUGUCAGGGACACUGGAAAACCGCACGUUGUGUUGCUGUGCUCCAGGGAUCACCUCAGUUCUCCCUCAGAUUCUGGGAACAGAUGAAACUCUUUGCAUUCUUUGAAUCCAUUUUAUCAUGAUAAUGCUACUGUGAAGCUAUUGCUAGGAAUCCAGGGGGCGCGCGUGUCCCAAGCCGGCAUUACCGCACAGGAAAGCUAUGCACCAGUGCUCCAUAGUCUUGUUUUGCUUACAUUUUGCUUCAUUUAGGUUUCUUUCUGGGAUUUGCUUUUUUUUUUUCUUCUCUCCUUUAAAGUAUGAUUCAGUUGUAAAAAUUUUAUCAGUUCUUUUUCUCUGUGGCUCAUUUCGGUGUCUCCCUUUAGGAAUUCCUGAGUGUCAUCUCUUAACAUCCAAGCCUUUUAAUGAAAUCGUACUGAAAUUUCUAUCAGCUGAGAGUCCUUCAAUUCUGGUCCCAUUAACUCCAAGUGCCUUUUUUACAGUGACAACAGACAGUCCCUCGCUCUUUAGGUUUUUUGUUACCCUCUUUCAUUGAACUGCCUGGAUUUUAUAUGAAGUUAUUGGACGACGCCGUGCUCUUUGCUCUGCAUGCUGCCAAGAGCCAGCUGUGCUCCGCGCCCUCACCCCGUGUCCGCUCUCGUUACCAUGUGUCAGGUGGGUUCUGUUUAGCUAAGAUAGACUAGAGGACACUUUAGAGACGCCCUUCCUGCUCCGUCCCUUUGGCCACUAGCCACCACUGUGGUUUCACUGGCUGUUUGUAUAUAUGGUUACGUAUUAACUCUGGAAUCCUGCAGGCCUGUCUUGCUUGCCGAACAUGAGAGAAUGGGCCGGGCAAGGGGGCUGAAUGUGACUAGUAAAACAAAAAAAAUCAUGUACUAUCCAAAAGUGCCAGAAUGACUUCUGCGCGUUCUCCUUUCAGAGCUGCUUGGUUAUCCAAAAAUGAAAACUCAAAAUAAACUUGGAA
Molecule: messenger RNA, 3902 nt
Organism: Jaculus jaculus (lesser Egyptian jerboa)
Lineage: Eukaryota; Metazoa; Chordata; Mammalia; Rodentia; Dipodidae
Gene: Fam171a1
Product: family with sequence similarity 171 member A1
Exons: 8
Coding region: 16-2691 (891 amino acids)
Biological process (GO): regulation of cell shape; stress fiber assembly
Cellular component (GO): plasma membrane
Source: RefSeq, a predicted model, not a curated record